AGAGCACGGACCGCUACAGCGCUGCGGUCCGUUUGCCAGCCGCCGCUCUCAUCAGCGGGCGGCGAGGAGGAGAGAGACCGAGGUGACAAAGGAAAGGACCGACGGAGAGGAGGCAUGGAGCCGGCGUACAGGAUGUCAAGCAGGAAGUGUCCAUUUCCGUCAUAGACCAUCAUCAUAUUGCAGAGAAAACCACUUCUCCUUUCUUCUCCAAUCGCGGCUGUUGAUCUAACAAUGGGAACGUGGCGUUGUCUUCGAGGUGUGUUCAUUCUGGGGUCUUUGUUUGUGAUCCUGUUGCUUGUUGUCUACUGGGAUGACAUCGGCGGGUUCAAUGUCUAUCCAGUACAAGACCCCAAACAUCAGCUGCAUGACUCUGAGCCCGGCCCAUGGGUGACUUCAUGCCCUUCUCACCUUCCCAUCUUCUUUACCACUGCUACACUGAUGCCUACUGACAUCCCUGAGGAGAGAGGAGCAGCAGCCGAGAAUGAAAAGCAAUCCAAGACGAAAUUUGAAAUAAAGAACAAAGAGGAAGAAGAGAGGCCUUCUGAUGCAGCGAGCACCAGGGAGCAGGAGGAGAGGAAGCAGAGGAUCAUGGACGUGUGUUCAGGAAAGGAUGUCGUAGAAUUCCCAGGAAGGACUCGGACAUUUGACCAGAUUCCCAACAAGGAAUUGGAUCACCUGAUUGUGGACGACAAGCACCGGAUCAUCUACUGCUACGUUCCAAAGGUCGCGUGCACGAACUGGAAAAGAGUGAUGGUGGUUCUGUCUCAGUCUCUAAUUUCACCCUCUUCUGGAAAACCUUACACAGACCCCGAGGCCAUACCUUCUGACCUUGUGCACAACUCCUCUCUGCAUCUCACAUUUGCUAAGUUUUGGCGACAUUACGGCUCUCUGUCUCGCCACCUGAUGGCGCUCAAGCUCCAACAUUACACCAAAUUUCUCUUUGUACGAGACCCCUUCGUACGUCUCAUCUCUGCCUUCAGGAACAAGUUGGCAAGGCCCAACAAGGACUUUUACCAGCAGUUUGGUUCUGUCAUGCUGCAUCGAUACAGUAACGUCUCUGGGAAUCUGCCAGAAACAGCAGCAGAUGCAUUUGCAGCGGGAAUCAAACCAACGUUUCAACAGUUUAUUGCAUAUCUGCUGGAUCCAGAGACUGAGAAGGAGGCGGUCUUCAAUGAGCAUUGGCGACAGGUGUACCGUCUGUGCCAUCCCUGCCAGGUAAAUUAUGAUUUUAUUGGACGACUGGAAACUCUGGAAACAGAUGCGGAGCAACUUCUGAGGAUGCUGGAAGUGGAUCAGCUGUUGCACUUCCCUUCCGGUGCACGUAACCGCACUGCAGCCAGCUGGGAAAAGGACUGGUUUACACAGAUUCCCUUAACAAUGAGAAGAGAUCUGUACAAACUCUACGAGCCAGACUUUGAACUGUUCGGCUAUCCCAUACCUGGCAGUGUGCUGCACCAGUAGACCACGCAGAGCCAAAGACCCAGACCCACAGCGACGACACACUUCAGUUACCUUCACACAUGCCUUUCACGGUUUCUAUAGAACUAAAGUGCCUGACAGUAUUAAUAUGUGCUCGUCUUCAUUUAUCAUCAUUAAAUGUGACAAGCACACUCUCAGUUUGAGUCCCUGCAAUAAAGCACCUUAAAUAGUAUUUUAAUGAGUCGCUGGGCAGACUCCAGGCUAUUUAUUGGUUGAUAUUUCUGUAAAGAAAUGCAUGGCAGAGAAAUAAAGUGAUUUUUUUGUGUUU
Molecule: messenger RNA, 1747 nt
Organism: Thalassophryne amazonica
Lineage: Eukaryota; Metazoa; Chordata; Actinopteri; Batrachoidiformes; Batrachoididae
Product: carbohydrate sulfotransferase 12-like
Exons: 6
Coding region: 232-1461 (409 amino acids)
Biological process (GO): proteoglycan biosynthetic process; carbohydrate biosynthetic process
Cellular component (GO): membrane
Molecular function (GO): sulfotransferase activity
Source: RefSeq, a predicted model, not a curated record